CAUCCUCCUCCUCUGUCACGGACACACACACACACACACACACACACACACACAGCAGCUCAACAUUUGAGAAUACAGUUCACACACACAUCUUCCUGAAGAUCCACCAUAACAUCUCACACUUUAACAUCGUUAUUUCUCCAGUGGACAUUGAUGCCUUUGCCUCACAGAUCACCGUAGCGGUCCAUCAGAUCGUUAUUGCUCUUUCAUUUUAUUUCUCUUCCUUCCUUUGCGCAUCAUCCAGAGAGACUGAUCCUGAUCUCUCUACACGCUACAAGAUGGCUGAGUUGAAUUUGGGGAAGGGGCUGACCGCGGGGAAAGUGGCCAGCAACGUCCAGAAAAAGCUCACGAGAGCCCAGGAGAAGGUUCUCCAGAAGCUUGGCAAAGCCGACGAGACCAAAGAUGUUGCUUUUGAGGAGGGAGUGAUCAACUUCAACAAACAAUAUACUGAAGGCAGCAAACUGCAAAGGGACCUGAGGGCGUACCUGGAGGCAGUGAAAGCCAUGCACGAGUCCUCCAAGAACGUACAAUCGUGUUUGGCUGACAUGUACGAGCCGGACUGGUACGGCAAGAACGAAGUGGACUCCAUUGUGGAGGACUGCGAUGUGCUGUGGACCGACUACCACCAAAAGUUGGUUGACCAUGCUCUCAUUUCCAUGGAUACUUACCUGGGCCAGUUCCCUGAUAUCAAGGCACGUAUAGCUAAGAGAGACAGAAAGCUGGUGGAUUACGACAGCGCCAGGCACAACUAUGCCACCACACACAAGACCAAGAAAAAGGACGGGGGCAUUAAAAUUACCAAGCCCUCCUCUUUGUUGGAGAGGGCUACUCCAGGUUGGGCUCAGGGAAUCUUGUCUGCACACAAUGUUGCCCAGAGCAGUCUGUCAAGGAGCCAGGCUGAGGAAGAGUUGGAGAGAGCCCAGAAGGUGUUUGAGGAGAUUAAUAUUGACUUGCAAGAGGAAUUACCUUCACUGUGGAACAGUCGUGUUGGGUUUUACGUCAGCACCUUCCAGAGUUUGUCUGGUUUUGAGGAGAAGUUCCACAAGGAAAUUGGCCGGUUGGAUCAGGAUUUGUAUGACACCUUGGAGAAAUUGGAGGGAACAGACACGCAGGAAUCAAGCAGAAAGACAGGUACCAGCGGCGCCUCAUCGUCAGGAGCAAAUAGGAGUGUGAGUGCUGUAAGUGCUGUAAGUGGAAAAGAAAAAGAAAAAGAAGCAUCUAACCACACUCUCAGGCCAGGAGGACCACCGCCGAUCCCCAAAUCUCCAUCCAAGCUACGGCCUGCAGUGCCUCCUCCACCCAAGGUGACCCCGUCUAAGGAGCUGAAAACAGAGAACAUCAUCGGCCUGUUUGAUGAAGCUGCGGCUGCGGCUACUCCUGAUAUCAACAUCACCUCCCCUUCAGAGUUUGACAGUCCUGCAGUGAGCAGCCUGUUGGACAUGGACCUGGACUGUUUCAGUGCAACAACCAAAGCCUCCUCGGUCACACAGCCUACAAACUGGGACUCAUGGCAUGAGGACAGUGGUGCCCAGGAAGAGGACACCCAGCAGCACUAUGACCCUCUGGCUACUGCUGCAGAUGCCUGGGGGGAUGAUGGUACGCAGCCCGUGCGCUAUGACCCCAUAGCGGCGGCCUCAGAGGGCUGGGGGGAUGACGGGACCCUACCAGUUCGCUAUGACCCUGUGGCUCCGGCUCAGGAGGGAGGAGGGGGGGAUGAUGAGCAGGUUCAUGACGAUCCUGUGGCUGAAGCCCAGGAGGACUGGGGCGAUGACGGGGACCAGCCGGUCACAGAGGUGCCCGCCCCGGAGGUGUCCCCAGAGGAUGAAACACCUGCAGCCGAGGCUCCAGCUGUUGAGGAAGAGGCCACACCAGCUGCCGCUACGCUGGAUGAUGAGGAGGGUCAGGGUGAGUCUGCAGCAGCUGCUGCAGCACCGGAGGCAGAAGCACCGACAGAGGAGACGCCUGAAGUAGCGGCAGAAUCAACAGAAGCCGCAUCAGAGAAAUCCGCGGAAAUGCCACCUGGCUUCUUGUUCAAGCUCCAGGUGAUGCACGACUAUGCUGCCAAUGACACAGACGAACUGGAGAUGAAGACUGGCGAUGUGGUGCUGGUAAUCACCUUUGACAACCCUGACGAACAGGACGAUGGCUGGCUGAUGGGAAUGAAGCAGGACGACUGGCUGCAGAACAAAGAAAAUGCCGCUAAAGGAGUAUUCCCUGAAAACUUCACCCAGAGGCUGUGAAAGAGGAGGACGGGACGUCAUUCCAGCUCCCUUCUUCAUGUCUCUCUUCCUCUUGCCUCGGCCCUUCCUUCCUUCUUUCCCUCUCUUGCCCUGAUACUGUAUCUUUACUAGGACUUUGGCCAUAGAAGCAGAGCUGUCACAGCCCUGGCUGAAAUCAUGCAUUUCUAAGGUCUGCUACACUGUGCUAAAAGCGGAUCUUGGCAUUUCUGUGGAUUUCUGCCGACAUUUACAGUUACAGCUGUAGCCAUUUCACAGGUCCCACUCUUUGGUUGCACUAGUGUUGCUGCUCCAUACAGGAGGAAUUUAUUAGAAAAUCCUGAUCAUACAGGAUAGAUGUGGGGAUGGGUGCCUCUGCAAAUGGCUACUGCUGCAACUGCAUUUUUUCCUUAGCCAUUUCUCAUCACAAACUUUGCCAAGGCAUAUUCCACCACCAUAACAGAGAGCAUGUCUUUUGAGACGUGCUUUUGUUCAUCUGAUACUGAGAAAUAUUGCAAACAGUGUAAAAUUAUUAGGACAAAGUAUAAUAGAGCAUCCCUUCCACACAUACAGGCCGAGGUCAUAAAAUCUGUUUUUAUAAAGGAUGGGGUGUAUUUACUAAAGCCAGGCAAACUGAGUAGAGUCCUCUCUAUCAUCAGACACAUUCACCCAGUAACACACUGAAAAAGUAGAUCCAAGUAGAUCCGACUCCUAGCUGGCAUCUUCCCCUUCAGUCAAAAAAGACCUUUGAACACAUGAGAUGCAGAAUCAGCACCUAACCAGCCACUCACUUGUGUUGCUGGGGCACAUCUCCGUCUUCUCUUGCUGAAGCGGGUUGUUGAAACAAAUCUCUAUUUUUGGCAAUAGUCUGUUUUAGCCACAUGUGUAGCCAUCGAGUGUCAUUUUGUUCUCGGGCAUGCAGGUUUCCUCACCUGUGGCCAUUUGCUUAUUUUUGGUGUUUGGCUGGCUGGAGUGUGUCAUUUAUCAAUUGCAAUUUCGGCCCCAGUAUUUGCUAUUUACUGAUCCACAAUCACUCAAAUUAGUCCUGUUGGAUACAUCCAGACCAUCUUUUAUUCCUACUUUAAUUACUUGUGAGAUAUUGAAACAUGGGCCCCUGGUUGUUGUAAUAGUUUAGAUCCAAUAGUGGUUUCAAUAGUAUGAACCUGUUGUUAAAAUCCAAAUUUCAUCUGACUCCAACCGAGUUAAAGACAGCAGGAGUUCAAUGCAAAUAUAUUUAAAAAUCAAAACAGAAAUACUGAUGAUCUAUAGAGUAGAAAAACAAGACUAUUUUCAUCUUUGACGGUCCUGUUUUUUAUUCCUUGUUGUUUAAAUUUGUGUGAAGUUGUGUGGAGUGGGCAUGUGAAAAAUCUUUUCAUGGAUUUUUAUUUAUUUAUUUUUCACAAGGGAUUCCAAAUAUGCAUUAGCCGGGCUCGCUAAACUACAACAAUGAGACGCUGCUACUGGUAGUAUAAUAGUUAGGCAGAUAUGGUCAAUGCUAAUCAAACAUAUAAUAACUGAGCCAGCCUCAUUCGUUUUUUGAAAAAAAAAUGUGCCGAAAACAAUUCCUUCCGUUUGCAUAGAGACGAGGACGACUUAACUCGAAUGCAGAUGACUCAGAAUAUGCACCAGAGCAACUUCUUUUAUUUUUGUAUGCUGCCAAGCAAUGAUUACAUAAUAUAGCCUAAUGUAACUAUGUCGACAUGAUUGCCAACUUACUGUAGGAUGUUACGGAGUGUUUUGUACUUCUGUCAGGUUCACUGCUCUCAACAUAGCCGCUUACUGUAGGUCAUCAUUCAUUCAGACUCAGAAGAGACUUCUCAUGAUGUUAUUAACAUGUAAUAAGUGUGUGAGAAAACGGUCGUGUGCGGUUGUAUGUGUGUGUGUGUUUGGAAACAUAAAUUCUUUAUCUAUAGGCUAUUGUUAUUGGACGAUAUCACCGCCACCUACCAGAGGAAGAGGUCGUUUGUUUUACAGGAAGUUUUUUCUGACUGGAAAACUCAAAGGUAUAUCUGGGUCUUUUUUUUCCACUGGCUGGUAUUAUGGUUCCAGGUGUUAUUGUGCAUUUGUUGUGUAUAAGUGUAAUUUUGCCAAGCUGUGAUGACAGAUACAUAUUCUAUAAAGACAUUCAUAUCUGUAUGUGAGUUAACUGUGAGCAUGCUGACUUCCCAUGUGUUGUUGUGUGAACACCCUUAAUUUAAAGGCGAUGAUACUUGGGUCACUUUUGAGGCAGCUGAUACAGGCAAUUUUUUUUUAUUUUGUAUUAUUUAUUUUGUUCAUCUUAGUAAGAGGGAUGGUGGGCAGUUGUAUAAUAAAUAAAGUCCUGAUUAUAAUUGCUCCGUCAGAGUUGCCUCAAAUGUUGCCGGGGUAUCGUGGUCCAAACAGACUUAAACAUGAUUACAUGGAGACGGGACGCAUACAGAAACCACCAGACUCAGGUGGACAAAUCUUUUGUAAUGGUUUUCAGUAUUUUAUCCACUUGAGAUGUGCAUGAUUUUUUCAUAUGUAUUUAAAAAAGCCUCACAUGUGAGAACAUCACCUGCACAUUAAGGUAAACCGGUCAUAUUUUUUUAUUUUUAAACAUAUGUAACUUGGUGAGUGUUUUCACCUGGGUCUGGUUCUCUAUGCUGUCUCCUGUAAUGAGCUAUGGGAUACGACAAAAAGGUUUUUCCUGUACCUAACUGACCAAUAAUAAUAAAGAUUACGUAGAAUCUC
Messenger RNA from Sebastes umbrosus (honeycomb rockfish), 4928 nucleotides. RefSeq names its product myc box-dependent-interacting protein 1 (gene bin1a). Bases 279 to 2240 code for a protein of 653 amino acids. Gene Ontology annotation, cellular component: cytoplasm; plasma membrane; synaptic vesicle. Lineage: Eukaryota; Metazoa; Chordata; Actinopteri; Perciformes; Sebastidae. The transcript is spliced from 20 exons. Gene Ontology annotation, molecular function: phospholipid binding; tau protein binding. The record is from RefSeq and is a predicted model, not a curated record.